AUGUUUGGCGGCUUUGGAAAAAACAAUGAUCGCAAUAACGAGCCUCAAACGUUAUCUCAAGCCAUGCAGCCUGACAAUCCUCCUCGCAAGGGCGGUGGCGGAGGAAGUUUGUCCAAUUUUGACCCAGAAGGUUUAGAACGUGCUGCCAAGGCCAUGCGAGAAUUGGACAAGAGCCGAAAUGCUACCAAAGCCUUUGAAGUUAUCAAGACUCAAGAAGCUACAAAACAGCAUGAAAGUGCUGCCAAACGCGCUGAAAUGGAAGCGUACUCUCAGCAGCAAAGGGCGCAGAAUAUUGAGCGUGAGGCCGAAGAAGCGCGCAAAACUUUGGAUGCUCAGACCCAACAUGAACGUCACCGUGCUGAGUAUCAAGAUGAGCUGGAAAGGAAGAGACAGGUGGAUAUGUUGAAUGCUCAAAAGUACAUGCAAGAGGAGCAAUUGAAAAAGCAAGAAGAAAUGGCAGCACGCCAAGAAGAAAUGCGUCGCAAAACAGCUCAGUAUGAAGCGGAACUCAAGACAAAGACAGAAAUUGCCAAAGCCAAGGCACAAUCCGAAGGAAAAAUUCGUCAGGAGCGUGAAAACCACGAUCUCAUUCUGCAAAAGCUUCGCAUGGAAGCCGCCGAGCAACGUGACACUGUCCUCAAGGCUGUGUCAGAUGGAGGAAAAAUGCUUGGAGAAGGAUUGGCAUCUUACUUGGAUGAUAAGGACAAACUGAGGAAUACGGCCCUCACCAUUACUGGGAUCGCCAUUGGGAUUUACUCUGCCAAAACUGGGAUUGGUAUUGGAGGGCGAUUUGUUGAAGCUCGUCUGGGCAAACCUUCUCUGGUGCGAGACACCUCCCGAAUGACAUUUUCUCAUUUGGCCCGUCACCCCAUUACAUCCAUGAAACGCAUUUUGGGAGUGGGUAAGAAUGAACAAGACGCCCUCAAGGGAAUUGUCUUGGAAAAGGGCCUUGAUACCCAACUUCGUCAAAUUGCCACCUCGACCGCCUAUACCAAAAAGAAUCGGGCUCCCUUUCGUCAUUUGCUGUUGCAUGGCCCUCCUGGGACGGGAAAGACCAUGUUUGCCCGUGGAUUGGCUCAGCACUCGGGGUUGGAUUAUGCAAUUUUGACAGGUGGUGAUAUUGCACCCCUUGGACGAGAUGCUGUGACUGAAUUGCACAAGCUGUUUGACUGGGCCAAAACCAGCCGUCGUGGACUGUUGCUGUUUGUGGACGAAGCGGAUGCAUUUUUGCAGUCCCGUGAAGUGAGCAAAAUCUCGGAGGAUCAACGCAAUGCCCUCAAUGCCUUUUUGUACCGCACAGGUACGGAAAGUGAUCAAUUCAUGAUGGUAUAUGCCAGCAACCAGCCCAGUCAGUUUGACCCUGCCGUUUUGGAUCGUGUUGAUGAAAUGGUGGAGUUUGACUUGCCUGGGCCAGAGGAACGCAAAAGCAUGGUUGUGAUGUACAUUGAUCAGUACUUGCUGAAACCUCCUGGUCGAUGGGCCAAGCCAGUGCAAACAGAAGACAUUGGGGAAGCUGAAAUCGAACAGGUUGUGAAAGAGACGGAAGGCUUCAGUGGCCGUGCCAUUUCCAAGCUGGCAAUUGCUUGGCAAGCUGCUGCUUAUGGAAACGAAGGCGCUGUAUUGGACAGGGAAACCUUCUUCAAGACGGUUGAACUGCACAAGAAGAGCAUGUCAACAAAGGAUUUGUGGUUGGAGGAGUCCAAGGCACGAGCCAAGAUGUUGACUGCUGAUGCCUAG
Seminavis robusta is the source of this 1737-nucleotide messenger RNA. Lineage: Eukaryota; Bacillariophyta; Bacillariophyceae; Naviculales; Naviculaceae. The record is from the annotation of a GenBank genome assembly.